AUGUUAAAAACUAUUGCACUCUCGGUAUGUGUACUGCUCCUAGCCGCACCGGGAGAAGCACAAACUGAGACGGAAGCACCAACAACAAUUACAACCAAAGCUCCAAGCAGCACCACUCCAGUAUCGAGCACGGUGGUAUGGGUGACUGAACCACUGAACGAAGGCCAAGCUAUACAGAAAGCUUUACAGUAUCUGCUGCAGCACCGCCAGCCUGAUUGGGGCUGGGGCAAUGACACCCACCAUGUUAUGCUGACUCUACAGUUAGCCAAUAAUACUGGUAAGGAAAUAGAACAGCAAGGGUUGGAAAUGCAACUGUCAGCUAAGCAGAUGGAGAUAGAGAUUCUACUCAUGAUAUCUAAGCAUCACGAGUCACCACCACCAUUAGGCCGUCUAGCAGCUUACACGUUAGCCCUAGGUGCGCUAUGCAAAGACCCUCGAUCCUUCCACGGCAGGGACCUGGUAUCAGCGCUUUUGCACCGAGAGCCGCCUCACGACUUGGAGUUUGCGUACGCAACUCUAGCCGCCUGCUCAUCUGCUGCUCAUGUCCGUCGUCGUCACAUCAGGCGGUUGCUGGAUAUUGCAAAUGCUGCUGCUGACCACAGUUUAGACACGAUAUCGAUGGUGAUAUUGGCGCUACGUUGUGUGGUCCAAGACCAUCGUCACCGCAGCCUUCUCCAUUUUGUUCGUCGUCCGAUGGCUGGUCUUGCACGACAGCAGCACCCUGACGGUAGCUUCGGUUCGCUUACCACUACCGCACUUGCUAUACAGGCUCUCGAAGACUCGGACAGUGGACCUGGUGCCCAUCAACACUGGAGCCUGCCAGCAGCUAGAAAGUGGUUACUAGAGUGUCAGGAAACAGAUGGUGGUUGGGGUGAUGUGGAAAAGACAGCUGCUGCAGUUGCAGCAUUGACUCCAGCAUCUUUAGCAGCUGUGCGUCCACCGCAUUGCAGUGAUAAACUAUUGGAUAGUCGCCAUGAACCGCUUGAAAAUGGAGGGGAUGGUAACCUAAAGAUGGCGUACCAAUCAGGCCAUGCUGGUAACGAAUCUGAUGCGCGUAAUGUGUCAUUUACUUACACCCUAUGGCUGGGAACUAACGUUACUGAAAAUUAUACAUUGUAUAUGGUUGCACCAAGGAAUGUCUCCUUUUACCACGUAAUGCAAAUAGCCGCGGAGCAGGACCCGAAGUUCAAAUUUGAAGCCAGCGAAUGGCCAAACGGGCACUAUGUCCAUACUUUAGCUGGUCACAAGGAAGAGCCUAUGGGUUACCAUUAUUGGCUGUUGUACCGUCUCCCAGAAGUGCCUGACCCCGCCAGCCCACCUGGCAAUCAGCUAGUUGCUCCUGUUGGUGUCGAUGACUUACUCGUAGAAGAUGGAGAACAUUACCUGUUCUGGUAUAAGAAGUUGUAA
Messenger RNA from Leptosia nina, 1407 nucleotides. The record is from the annotation of a GenBank genome assembly. NCBI's taxonomy places the organism in Eukaryota, Metazoa, Arthropoda, Insecta, Lepidoptera, Pieridae.